AUGGCGAAGACGCAACCCCGCGGGCCGACGGCGGCGGAGCCGCUGCUCCCCCCGCCGCCGUACCUCGGCCCCCACUCGCCAUCCCACCUCCACGACGCCGACCUCCACGACUCCUACGUCCUCCUCGUCCCCGUGCGCCUCCGCCGCCGCCUGCGCGGGGGCUGCGGCUGCGGCCGCGUCGCGGCGGCCCUCGCCGCCCUCGCGCUCCUGGCCCUCGCCUUCCUCCUCUGGCCCUCCGACCCUGGCGUCAGCGUGGCGCGCCUCCGCCUCGCGCACGCCUCCGUCGUCGCCCGCCCCGCCGUCGCCCUCAACGUCUCCGCCGCGCUCAAGGCCCGCGUCCGCAACCCCAACCUCUUCGCGCUCGCCUACAGCCGCCUCGACGUCGCUAUCGGGUAUCGUGGCAAGCCGCUCGGCACCGUCGCCUCCGGCGGCGGCCUCGUCCGCGCGCGCGCCGUCUCCUACGUCGACGCCGACCUCCGCCUCGACGGGAUUCGCGUCGUCGAGGACGCCAUCUACCUGUUCGAGGACCUCGCGCGCGGGUCCAUACCCUUCGACGCCGUCGUCGAGGUCGAGGGCCACCUCCGCUUCUUCUUCCUCAGCGUCCCCGUCAAGGGGAGAAUAGCUUGUGUGGUUCAUGUUAAUCCACACGAUCAGACCAUCGUACACCAGGACUGCUAUCCAAGUGAGUUCGUGAGGCCUCGAGCUAUAUUCGCGUGUGAAUCGAUUGGUGGUUGUUGUAUAUUUGAUCGGUGGUGA
This is a messenger RNA of Triticum turgidum subsp. durum (durum wheat), 756 nucleotides long. Lineage: Eukaryota; Viridiplantae; Streptophyta; Magnoliopsida; Poales; Poaceae. The record is from the annotation of a GenBank genome assembly.